Babesia bovis T2Bo is the source of this 908-nucleotide messenger RNA. RefSeq names its product putative Proteasome subunit alpha type-1. Gene Ontology annotation, biological process: ubiquitin-dependent protein catabolic process. The transcript is spliced from 6 exons. NCBI's taxonomy places the organism in Eukaryota, Apicomplexa, Aconoidasida, Piroplasmida, Babesiidae. Gene Ontology annotation, cellular component: proteasome core complex; proteasome core complex, alpha-subunit complex. The record is from RefSeq and is a predicted model, not a curated record. The coding region runs from base 96 to 839 and encodes 247 amino acids.
AUAUGCAUUGUCUUAACAUUUGAUUGACAUUACACAUUGGUUCAAUUGUGCUUCAACGGUAUUAAAUAUACAUCAGAAACCAAAUAGCCGUAACAAUGUACCGCAAUCAGUAUGAUACGGACUGCAUUACCUGGUCGCCUCAAGGGCGUCUGUUUCAGGUAGAAUAUGCCAUGGAAGCUGUUAAACAAGGUACAUGUUGUGUAGGAAUUAAAUCGCAGACUCACAUUGUCUUAUGCGCCGUUCGUCGUAAGUCGUCCAAAUUGGCGGAAUAUCAGGACAAAAUAUUUUGCAUCGGCGAACAUAUUGCUGUUGUUAUGUCUGGUAUUACAUCUGAUGCGAAGAUGAUUGUAAACUAUAUGCGCAAUGAGUGCCUCAAUAACAAGUUUUUGUACGGCUGCGACAUUACCGCAACAAAGCUAGUAUCACUUAUUGCUCAAAAAUCUCAAGCCAACACGCAAACAUCAUCCAAGAGGCCUUUUGGUGUCGGUCUUCUCGUUGCUGGGUACGAUGACAGGACUGGUUUACACUUAUAUGAGACAUGUCCCAGCGGUAACGUUGUGGAAUACAAUGCUACUGCCUUUGGCGCUCGUUGCCAAAGUGCCAAAACAUACCUCGAACGUAAAAUUGCCAACUUCGAGGAGUGCAAUAUAGAUUCCCUUAUAUACCAUGCAGUCAAGGCAGUAAAAAUGACAAUUCCUAGUGAUGGAGAGUUUGAUGUUGACAUGGUGACGGUGUGCAUCUUAGGCAAGGAUAUGCCAUUCAAAUUGUUGACAACCGCUGAAACCCAGCCUUACGUUGAUAAGGUAAUUGCCGAAGAUUCUCAGGAGGAAACAAUCUAGAUGAUUGUGCCGCACAUACCCAUUUUAUAACACACACCAUUUAUUUAUAUCAAUGUGUCAUAUACUUGA